CCGCAAGCGAGUCGCGCUGGAGCGGCUGUGGCUGUUACCGUCUCCGUUAGUGGAGGAGGGGGGCGUCGGCUAAGCGCAGGGAUGGCGGCCGGGGCGUCCUCGUCUUCUGGCGGCCGGGGCGGGCUGCAGCCGCUCAAAGCCACCGUCCCGUUCCAGCUGCAGCAGCGGCGAGGCGGAGACGGGGGCCGGGCAGCCAGCGUUCCAUGUGCUGCUGGUCCUACUGAGAAGGCCUGCCGAAACAGACCUCCCAGGGUGAGACGUACUUCUUCCUUGGACACCGUCCUCGGGUCAUACCUCCUGGGUCAGUGGCCUCGGGAUGCAGAAGGAGCUGCUGUAUCACAUAUGAGCGACAAAUCUACACAGACUCCUGUAUCCUGGCAUGAAGCAGAAGUGGGGAAAGCCACCCUGCAUAAGCGUUCUGCCUCCUGGGGCAGCAUGGAUCAUCGCAGAGAGAUUGCCAAACUCAAGCAGCAGCUUCAGCGAACAAAGCUCAGCGGCAGGAAUGGCAGAGAGAAGGAACGGAGCUCCCCUGUUCAGGGCGACCAUAGUGUGCUCCCACUGGUUAAGGUCUCCCCGCCUGCACCUUUUCCAUCCUCAACUGCCGGGUCAUUCAACCACUUGAACAACAGCCUUGAUGGUCUCAGCCGGGAGUUGGAAGAGGUGUUUGUAAAGGAGCAAGGAGACGAAGAACUUCUCAGAAUUCUGGACGUCCCUGAUGGCCACAGGGCCCCAGCACCUCUCCAGAAGGGCACUGGAGAUUGCUUGCUGCCACAACUGGAGCACAGCAGUAGCAGCUGCAGCAGCCUCUCUCUCUCCCCAUCCCCCUCCACUGCUCCAGGAUGGUCCCCGCACACUCUUGCUCGAGCUGCUACGGAAGAUCUUUCCUCUGGUGCCUUAGAAGCACCAAUACUAGAAACCAAGGGGAAAGAAAAUGGCAACAGUUCUCCAGUUCUUGUUUUUGCCUUGUCUCCUCGUCCCAACCACACCUACGUGUUCAAGAGGGAACCUCCAGAGGGCUGCGAAAAAAUCCGUGCUUCUGAGGAAGUGGUACCACAAAGCUCCAAUGAGACUUUCCUGCCUUCCUGUCCUGAUAAGAACAAAGUCCACUUCAACCCAACCGGCUCUGCCUUCUGCCGGUUCAGCCUGGUGAAGCCUCUUAUUCCCAAUGUAGAUUUCCUUUUCAGAGACUUCUCUUCCUCUCCCAGCUCUGUGCCACUAGGCACAUGCUCAUGCCAGCCCACAUCCAAGGUCCCAAUCCUUGCCUUACGGAAAGACUCGAGAGGUGAUGACUUCAGUGACACCCCUCAGUCACCUUCAUUGGAGUCCUGGAAGCGGAACCAGGCGGAAGACACUAUCCUCUUCCACAGCUCCCUGGUUGUCUGAAGCUCAAUGGGCAGGGCAGAGGCAAAUAAAUUGUUGGUCCCUCUGUGCACUUGGGCUGUGGAGAAAGAGUGCCUUGGGAACUGGGAAACUGAGCACCUCCAGGAUACAUGAGCGCUCCUUGCAGCAGACUUAAAAGUGCAGAUUGCCAGUGGAUGCUCUGCAGCCCCAAUAGGUUUCCCCCCCUUGAACUCCUGGUACUUUAAAGCACUUCCUUUCCUUAUGAGUUAAUGGCAAUUUCCUUCUGCUGUUUUGAUGUCCAAAGAGCACACACCAUUAUCCACGGGGUUCUUUCACCCUUCUGUUCGGUUGCUGAGUGUGACAGAUGCUCUCGCAUGGUUCUGAAUGCUGCCAAGGAUAUUGCACUGGUGUCACACAGAAUAUGGAAAAGAGUUAAUGUGUGGCCAGAGAAGCGGAUGUAUACUGCAACAGCAGAUGACCACUGAGCAAGAGUUUAGCUGGGAAACCUGUAAUGCUUCCUACAAAGCAAGUUCUGUAGAGUGUGCAGGAUGGGAAACACAAGUCCUAAAAAUCUGCAAAAUGCUCUGCUGAUGAUCGUAAUGUACUCAGCUAGAAGUUGAAUGAACAGGCAUUCAACUUGUGUGCCUUUCAGAUAGAUUUCUUAUUUAUGUUAUGGAGGAAAAACAAGGGGAGUGUUCCAUCUACAUGGUUCCCAAGUGGGUCUCUGAAGAUUUUCCUUGUUCAGAAACCUGCAAAACAAUGCCUGAAGUUCUUGGGUAGAAUGCCGCUGUUAGUGGAUUUCUUCCUUUCAAUCAUAACUGACCAGUCCAGACUUACACUACUAUUCUAGCCAGUGAGGUUGGAGAAUCUGCACAGCUUUAACCCCACUCUUAAUGCACAGAAGCUGAGCACUCCAAAGAUCCCAGGUUCACUUAUACAAACAUCCUCUUCCAUUUCCCCCCACCCACCCCCCACUCCAUGGAAAGCCUUAAACCUGGUGAUGCCUUGAUUCUAAAGUGUAUUGGAAAUGAUUUAUCUUGUUGCUAAGCCUCAGGAUUGCAUUGGAAAGGUUUCUUCAAACCUGAGGCAGAAAUUAUAUUCUUUUCAAGACAGUAUUUUUGCAGCUACUUUUGAAGUUUUGUAUAUUAAUGUAUCACAGAAGCUUAUGGAAGAAUGUUAGCCUGAGAGGUUCACUGACUUGAUUUGUUCAGAGGUUUUUGCAGAUCUUGGUUUUAAACCAAAAAUAAAAUUUCAA
Messenger RNA from Eublepharis macularius, 2596 nucleotides. RefSeq names its product family with sequence similarity 117 member A (gene FAM117A). The transcript is spliced from 8 exons. NCBI's taxonomy places the organism in Eukaryota, Metazoa, Chordata, Lepidosauria, Squamata, Eublepharidae. Bases 82 to 1383 code for a protein of 433 amino acids. The record is from RefSeq and is a predicted model, not a curated record.